AUGUCUUCCUCAGACUCGGACCCAGACUCGGAGGACGAAGACGACGAAGAGACAACAGAGCAUCAAGACAUUGCUCGUGUAGCCGCAAGCUUAGGUCUCAAACCAGAGUCUCAGCAUGCCCUGAAGCUGUUCAUCAAGAAAUCAGCAGCCAUGAAGAUGAACAUCGUGUACGCUUGCAUGCUGGCUUUGACGGAACGUGCUGACACGAAGGAAGAACGAUGGGUCCCUUCCGGGGACCUCGCGAAGGACAUCCGUCGCUUCUGUCUGGCUGUGCUUCUUUCGUCAAAGUUGGCUGCGUAUAGAACUGCAGCCGAUCAGGCCGUCCUGAAAGUGCUCAGGCGGCACGGUACAAACCUUCCUGAAGACUGGGAGAGUAAUCCUUCCCGCAAGGAUGCAAUCAUGAAGGCGAUUGGCAGUGGGCUGACUGAUGAACGAUCGCGUGUCAAGGCUGCUAUUCGUGACAGCCUGGAUCCAAAGAUGAAUAUUGCUGACCUUGCAGAGAAGGUCGUUGGGAAUUCCGGGAUUACACCAACGGUUGACCUAUGGGCGCGUCUAUCACUUCUGAGGCAAACUAUAGUUCAGGAAGGUAGCCACGGGCGUUUGUAUUGGCUUCACGUCGACGAGUGCUUGAAGCAGACUCGAGAGAUGGCCUUCAAGGCCGCUGAACUUGCACAGGAGACCAGCAAAUAUCCCAAAUAUGUCUCAAAGGAAGUUGCCAAAGCCCUCACUAAGGACUACGAUACGUAUGGUUAUCCCACAGCGAAGGCCCCGAAACACAUGACAAAAGAAAACUCGGAGCUCUGGCAGCUCACGGCGGAGGCGGAGUCGUCAGUGCUCGAGCCGGCACGGAAGUCUAAGAAGCGUCCGAAGAGGGUUUGA
Molecule: messenger RNA, 879 nt
Organism: Stereum hirsutum FP-91666 SS1
Lineage: Eukaryota; Fungi; Basidiomycota; Agaricomycetes; Russulales; Stereaceae
Exons: 7
Coding region: 1-879 (292 amino acids)
Source: RefSeq, a predicted model, not a curated record